Molecule: messenger RNA, 1101 nt
Organism: Penicillium verhagenii
Lineage: Eukaryota; Fungi; Ascomycota; Eurotiomycetes; Eurotiales; Aspergillaceae
Product: fasciclin domain-containing protein
Exons: 3
Coding region: 1-1101 (366 amino acids)
Biological process (GO): macroautophagy
Cellular component (GO): fungal-type vacuole membrane
Source: RefSeq, a predicted model, not a curated record
AUGCGACCCACCAUGUCAGUGUCUGUCAAACAGCACCAUCUGGGAAUUGAUAAGCCAAGAGAAGAACUUCACACUCUUCGCGAUGACGAGUCGCGCUCUGGAUCAUCUUCGGGGUCGGCAUCAGCUUUUGUCACAACCGAGAUGCUGUACUACCAUGUUGUUCUGGGGAGUUACUCUAUUAAAGAACUCCAGGUUUUCGAGCAUCAAACGCUUCCCACUGCACUGAAUGUUACUGUUCCAGGAAAAGCGAAGGGAGAAAAAAAGGAUAAGGAUAAGGACAAAGACAAAGACAAGGACGGCAAGGACAAAGAUAAGAAUCAAGGCAAAGAGCUGCCUCAACGACUUCGCGUGGAUAUGGUUCGGCAUUCAGUCCUACUAAACGGAGAAACCAGUAUAGUAACAGGCGAUAUAAUUGCCAAAAACGGCAUCAUUCAUUACAUCGAUGUCCCUCUAAACCCACCCCCAACAACAAAAGCAAUACUCAGCAUCAUUCCCGAGCAAUUCAGUACUUUUGCCCUCGCGCUCUCCCAUACGGGCCUGGACAGCCAUCUGAACGCCACACAAAGAACCACCGGCACGACCUUUGCACCCACGAAUGAUGCAUUCCGUGCAUUAGGACCACGUGUGAACGCGUUCCUUUUCUCGCCUCAGGGUGAAGAGUGCUUACGGUAUCUGCUUAAAUAUCAUCUUGUUCUGGAUAAGACGAUCUAUUCGGAUGUUAUCUACGGGGAGAAGGGGAAAGUUGACGAAUGUGGGGUUGAGGUGGUGGCCCAGGAGAAGAUUGGCCUGAAGGGUCCAGGUGGAAAUGGAGGGAACUACCCGGUGGUACAUGUGGUAUCUCCAACGUUGCUGGAUGGUUAUGAUGUUACGGUGGACAUUUUAUGGAGAGACUCGGCGGUUGACUUUAGGGUCAAUGGGUUCUGGGAGCCAAGGACGCUGGAUGUUUUGGCCAGUGAUGGGGUUAUACAUGUUUUGGAACGUAUUCUGAUUCCACCGAAGAUUGUGAGUGGAAAGGUCAAAGGAAAAGAACGAGGAAAUGACAAGGUUACGGUGGAAAUGUUGAGAGAGUGGAUGAACUUGGAUGCCAGGAUGGAGCUGUGA